Molecule: messenger RNA, 1839 nt
Organism: Trichoplusia ni (cabbage looper)
Lineage: Eukaryota; Metazoa; Arthropoda; Insecta; Lepidoptera; Noctuidae
Product: bombyxin A-1 homolog
Exons: 3
Coding region: 865-1275 (136 amino acids)
Cellular component (GO): extracellular region
Molecular function (GO): hormone activity
Source: RefSeq, a predicted model, not a curated record
ACUUUAAGAUUAUUGAAUUCAUUAUUCAAGUCCUCGCUAUUCUUGUUUAGCAUGUUAUUCAGUGACUAGUACGAAUUGGUUACGGUUUUGUAGGACGAGGUCUACAAUAAUUUUUUUCUAAGUAAAGGUUUUUCUAGUAAGGACGCAAUAGUUUAUAGAAAAAUAACUUACACGUAGGAAUAGUUUAAACGCCUCAAUAUACAAAUAUGAGAAGCGAAUGACAAGCAAAGUAUAAUCAGACGUUAGGCGGUCACCUUAAUUACAUAAAGGAUCUUAUACAAUUACCAUACCUAUCCAAUUUGUCAAAGGCAGUAGAACUAAGACAAGUUGUGGUAAUUAUCUUGUGGUUCUAGAAUAGCAGUCAUUCUGUGUCAAAUAGGUAUUCAACGGCAUCUGGUUUAACUGGCAGACGACCACAACUUGGCUGGAGUCCAGACUGAGAUGAUAAUGAGCAUUAAGUAAUUCUAAGAACGGGCCACGUUAUCUCUUCUCACGUGUGUAGCGAACAAUGAAAGACAAUGGCCGUCUUGGCAUUAAUUGAAAUGGCGUUUAACUAAAGCUAUAAUAUAGCUGACUAAAAUAUUGUAAAAUAUUGUUUCGCUAUUUUGUGUAAGUUUCUUGUUAGUUUUUUUUAAUUUAAGCAUUUAGAAUUAUUGUAUCAACGUCUAUAUCCCCAAUGCGUGUUUUAGCUGAUAAGCAAUUUUCCAGGAAUAGGUGCUUAGUUGUGUGGGAGUCUUCAAAGCGCUAGUCCUUUAAUGUAUUACAAGGCGGAAGCCUGUGUAACAUUGUUGUUUACAUUUCAUAUACGUCAUACUCACUGAUCUCCAUUAAAUCGUUCACCGGAGCGGAAUAGACUUUUAACAAAUGAAGUGUGCGCGACAGCAAACGUUGUGUUUGGGGAUGAAUUCACACCAGGGUAUCUUCUUGGCGAUGCUAUGCACCAUCACACUCAGUUCAGCUCACAUCGGGGGCGGAACCCUGGCGCUGCAAGAAGCGAACCAACACGUGUACUGCGGCAGGUCCCUGGCGAGGGCCCUGGCCUUCCUAUGCUAUGAGGAGAAAGGAAGUGGGGAGAGCAAGCGAUCUGACUCCGGAACUAUGUACAAUUCAAUUCUGUCUCCAUACUACAAGGACCAGGGUGACGUGUACGGCUGGUCAUGGAUGGCUGCUCAGAAGGCCAGGAGUAUGUCCUUACCAUCCAGGGGCAAGAGGUUCGUGGUCAACGAGUGCUGUGACAAGGCUUGCAGUGUCAGCGAGCUACUGUCUUAUUGUUAAAGGAGAUUGUAUGCUUAGGGUUAAUGACUAGGAAAUACUGUUAUACAGAAUAUGUAUGAUUUAAAGUGAAACCAAGACAGUAAAAUUUGAGAACGUAUUACACCAGCUCUCCUUUUUAAAAAAGCUAUUAAAAUAUUUCACUCACCUUAAAAAAAUAUGAUAAAAUUAUUUAAAGUAUAGUACACCUUAACAAAAAGGAUACAACUUGGUAUGAUAAAUCUGUAUUUAAUUUCGUUACAGCAAAAAACGUUUACGAACUUUUUUGUUUCACUUUUCUCUUAUUUUUUAUUCACUCCCUUUCAUACUUUUAUGUCAGUAUUGUACCGUGAACUCCAUUUUAAUUUCCACGUUUAAAUAAUAAAUGUGGUAGGUAUGUUGGCAACACAGGGAAGAGCACUAUCUUUCUAUAUUAUUAUUUCAUCUCGAUGGAUGAACAUAAAUCAUUAUAAAACGGGUAAUCCCCAGGUAGACGAUCGUUGCUCAGACACUCAUUUAUGUGGACUUUAUAUUUUUUAUAGUAGAUUAAUGUUAUUUAUGAGUAAAUAUAUUUCAGAGAUAAUAAAU